Messenger RNA from Cicer arietinum (chickpea), 2401 nucleotides. RefSeq lists its product as uncharacterized. NCBI's taxonomy places the organism in Eukaryota, Viridiplantae, Streptophyta, Magnoliopsida, Fabales, Fabaceae. Gene Ontology annotation, biological process: carbohydrate metabolic process. The record is from RefSeq and is a predicted model, not a curated record. Gene Ontology annotation, molecular function: carbohydrate binding; catalytic activity.
UUUUUUUUAAUAUAAUAAGGUUCAAAUAUAUAUAUAUUUAAGGUUCCAAACAAACAGAAUAUAGUAACAAAGACAGAGAGGAAGAGACACAAUAGAAUCACACAAAUUAACAAUUCAUAGUUGAGGAAAAAUAAAAACUUUGUUGGUGUUAUGUUCUUUCAUAAAUAGAUGGUUUUAUUUUUUUUGUGAAGGAACAUACAUUUGUAUAUUUAAUUAAGGUUGAGAGAUGAUGUUGAAGAUGAAGGUGUUGUUGAGUGAGAAGAAAAAACAUGUUAUCUUGUUUUUGUGGUUUGGAAUGAUUUUGCAGCUCUUGCUAUGUGCUUGUUCUGAAGACACAUCAUUGAGCAUUGGAUCAACAUGUAUAGUCAAGCUGAAUACAGAAGACCAACGACAGUUGGUUAUUGACAAUGGCAUUGUUUUGGUCACUUUGUCAAUACCCGAGGGCUACAUUCUUGGAAUAUCUUAUAAUGGAAUUGACAACAUUCUUGAAUCUGAAGACCAAGAACAAGAUAGAGGGUACUUCGACGUCGUUUGGAAUGAACCAGGAAAGCUUGGGAUGUUCCAGAGAAUCCACGGGACACAAUUUUCGGUUAUAACAGCUGAUGAGAAUUUGGUGGAGGUUUCAUUUUUAAGAUCAUGGACACCCUCCAUGAGUGGCACCAAUGUACCCAUAAACAUUGACAUAAGGUACAUUUUCAGAAGUGGUGAUUCAGGAUUUUAUGCAUAUGCAAUAUUCGAUCGCCCAGAAGGAAUGCCAGCAGUUGAAGUUGAUCAAAUUAGAUUUGUUUUCAAACUCAAUCAAAACAGGUUCAACUACAUGGCUGUGUCUGAUAUAAGGCAAAGAACCAUGCCAACAAUGAGAGAUAGACAAACAGGAGAAGCCCUAGAUUACCCAGAAGCAGUUCGAUUAACCAAACCAAUUAACCCACAAUUUAGAGGAGAAGUGGAUGACAAAUAUCAGUACUCAUGUGAAAACAGAUAUAACACUGUUCAUGGAUGGAUUAGUUUUGAUGCAAAUGUGGGUUUUUGGAUGAUAACACCAAGUAAUGAGUUUCGCAAUGGUGGGCCCAUUAAACAGGACCUUACUUCUCAUGUUGGACCCAUCACUCUCUCUAUGUUUGUGAGCACUCACUAUGCUGGAAAGGAAGUAACCAUGGCAUUUGAAGAAGGAGAAACUUAUAAAAAGGUUUUUGGCCCUGUAUUUAUUUACCUUAACUCUGCUUCAAGUGAUGAUAGUAAACAAUCCCUAUGGUCAGAUGCUGUACUACAGCGAUCCCAAGAAGUCCAAAAUUGGCCUUAUAAUUUUCCUAGAUCACAACAUUUCAUUCCACCAAAUCAAAGGGGAACAGUAUUUGGAAGAUUACUAGUCCAAGAUUGGUACAUUUUAAUAUUUUGUUUUUAUCACAAUGUUAAAUUUAUUUUUUUUUGUACAAAUUUAAUAUCUUUUUGCUUUGCCAGGUACUUCAAUGGAGGGAGAUUUCAAUUUACUAGUGCUUAUGUCGGUCUAGCUUUGCCUGGAGAUGCAGGAUCAUGGCAAAGAGAAAGCAAGGGAUAUCAAUUUUGGACUCAAGCUGAUGAAAAGGGAUACUUUAAAAUAAAUAAUAUUGUGCCUGGUGACUAUAAUUUGUAUGCUUGGGUCCCAGGAUUCAUUGGUGAUUAUAAAUAUAAUGCUACAAUCACCAUCAUCCCAGGAGGAGUCAUACAAUUAAAUUCACUUAUAUAUAAUCCUCCAAGAAAUGGACCAACAAUUUGGGAAAUUGGAAUCCCAGAUCGUUUGGCUUCAGAAUUUUAUGUACCAGACCCUUUUCCUACUCUUAUGAACAGAUUAUACACUGAACCACGCAGAGACAAGUUUAGGAAUUAUGGGUUAUGGGAACGUUACAAGGAAUUAUAUCCAAAUAAUGACCUUGUUUACACUGUUGGUGUUGACAAGGAUAGGGAUUGGUUUUUUGCUCAAGUUACAAGGAACAUAGAUAAUAAGACAUAUGCGCCAACAACAUGGCAGAUUAUAUUUGAACAUGAAAAUGACAUAAUAAUUGGAAGCUACACACUACAAUUGGCCUUGGCUAGUGCUGCUGAUGCUGACCUACAGGUUCGGUUCAAUGACCCAAGCGUGUAUCCACCCCACUUUGCAACAGGGCACAUAGGAGGAGAUAAUGCAAUAGCAAGGCAUGGAAUUCAUGGAUUGCAUUGGUUAUUCAGCAUUGAUGUGCCAAGUAAUCUUCUUGUGAAAGGAAAAAAUAUCAUUUAUCUAAGACAAUCAAGAGCCAUAAAUCAAUUCCAAGGAGUUAUGUAUGAUUAUAUUCGGUUAGAACGACCACCAAUAAUUUGAUUGUGUUUAAUUAUAAGUAGGGUGAUUAUUAUAUUUGAGCAUUUCAAUUGAUUUUCUCAUUUUAUACUA